Messenger RNA from Cordyceps fumosorosea ARSEF 2679, 1344 nucleotides. Its product is annotated as acyl-CoA dehydrogenase. NCBI's taxonomy places the organism in Eukaryota, Fungi, Ascomycota, Sordariomycetes, Hypocreales, Cordycipitaceae. Gene Ontology annotation, molecular function: flavin adenine dinucleotide binding; acyl-CoA dehydrogenase activity. Bases 1 to 1344 code for a protein of 447 amino acids. The transcript has 2 exons. The record is from RefSeq and is a predicted model, not a curated record. Gene Ontology annotation, cellular component: mitochondrion.
AUGUCGUCCUUCACACGAGCCAUUCGCCCGGCCCUCCAGGGCGGCCGCCGCGCCUCUAUCCUCCUCACCCAGCGCCUUCCCACGAGCCGCGUUUCAAGUCCUGCCGUCGUCACAGCUCUCCGCUCCCUCUCAACCACAGCGCCCCGCCGCAACAACACCGCCGGCGUUGACCUGUCCGAGAUUCCGCCCACGCCCAUAUCGCACCUCUCCGAGGUCGAGGCCGCCAUGGCCGACGCCGUGUCCAAGUUCGCCACCGAGGUGGUGCUCCCGCGCGCGCGGGAGAUGGACGAGGCCGAGGCCAUGGACCCCGCCGUCGUCGAGCAGCUCUUUGAGCAGGGCCUCAUGGGCAUCGAGAUCCCCGAGGAGUACGGCGGCGCCGGCAUGAACUUCACUGCCGCGAUUAUCGCCAUCGAGGAGCUUGCCCGCGCCGACCCCUCCGUCUCCGUCAUGGUCGACGUCCACAACACGCUCUGCAACACGGCCCUGAUGAAGUGGGGAUCCGAGGCGCUCAAGAAGAAGUACCUGCCGCGCCUCGCCACCAACACCGUCGCCUCCUUCUGCCUGUCCGAGCCCGUCUCCGGCUCGGACGCCUUCGCCAUGGCCACGCGCGCCGUCGAGACGGCCGACGGCUACAAGAUCACCGGCUCCAAGAUGUGGAUCACCAACUCGAUGGAGGCCGGCUUCUUUAUCGUCUUUGCCAACCUCGACCCCAGCAAGGGCUACAAGGGCAUCACCGCCUUCAUUGUCGACAAGGACACCCCCGGCUUCAGCAUCGCGAAGAAGGAGAAGAAGCUCGGUAUCCGCGCCAGCUCCACCUGCGUCCUCAACUUUGACGACGUGGUCGUCCCCAAGGAGAAUCUCCUCGGCAAGGCCGGCGAGGGCUACAAAUACGCCAUCGGCAUCCUCAACGAGGGUCGCAUCGGCAUCGCCGCCCAGAUGACCGGCCUCGCCCUCGGCGCGUUCGAGAACGCCGUCAAAUACGUCUGGAACGACCGCCGCCAGUUUGGCGCCCUCGUCGGCGAGUUCCAAGGCAUGCAGCACCAGAUUGCCCAGUCCUACACCGAGAUCGCCGCGGCCCGCGCCCUCGUCUACAACGCCGCCCGCAAGAAGGAGGCCGGCGAGGACUUUGUCCGCGACGCCGCCAUGGCCAAGCUCUACUCGUCGCAGGUCGCCGGCCGCGUCGCCGGCCUCGCCGUCGAGUGGAUGGGUGGUAUGGGCUUCGUUCGCGAGGGCCUUGCCGAGAAGUUCUGGCGCGACUCCAAGAUUGGCGCCAUCUACGAGGGCACCAGCAACAUCCAGCUCAACACCAUCGCCAAGCUCCUCCAAAAGGAGUACACUGCGUAG